AUGCAGCGCCCAAGUGAGCAGCAGCAGCAGCUGCUGCAGCUGCAGCAGGAGCUGCAACAACAGGAGGAGCAGCAGCAGCAGGAACUCUACGCCGGCGAGCCCCAAGAAGGUGGCCCGCAGCAGCGGGAUGAGGAGGGGAAGCAGCAAGAGCAGCAGCAGGAACAGCAGCACGAGGAACAGCAGCAGCAGGAACAGCAGCAGCCCGAGCAGCAGCAGCAGGAGCAGCAGGGAGAGCAGCAAGCAGGUGCCUGCGACGGCAGCCAGCAGCACAAAGUGGGCCUCAGCAACGACGAUGGGGGCCUCUUGAUGCUGCAGCAGCAGCUGCAGCAGCAGCUGCAGCUGCAGCAGCAGCAGCAGCAGGAACCAGCGCUAAAGCAGGAAAACCCCGCACUCUCUCAGGACGGGCCGGCUCAGGAACGGCUGCAGCAGCUGCAGCAGCUGCAACAGCACCAGCUGCAGCAGCUGCAGCAGCAGCAGCUGCAGCACCACAACCUGCAGCAGCAGCAUCACCUGCAGCGGCACCACUUGCAGCAGCAGCAGAUGAAGCAGCAGCAGCAAGAUGCUUAUGAGUCCAGCAGCAGCCCAAGAGCUCCGGGCGAUGACUUUGCAGAGUUCUCUAAAGGAGAGAGGGAUGUGUUUGCUGUCUCAGGGGAAGGAACAGAGCCCCAGCUGCAGGCUGAGCCGCAGCAGCUCGUGCUGCAGCAUCUGCAGCACCUGCAGCAGCUGCAGCAGCUGCAGCAGCUGGCGUCAGAUGUGCUGUGGACCAACGACAACAGACAGCAGCAGACGCUGUCUUCCUUGGGGCCCGAUUACGUGCUGAAGCUCUUGCUUCUUCAGCAGCAGCUGCAGCAGCAGCAGCAGGUCUCCAUCUCUGUUGAACUGAACCCAAGUGAGUGGCCUGUCGUGGCCCUGGAGGAGAAGCGGGUACAUUUUCCUUCGAUUUGCUGCAGCAGCAGCAGCAGCGGCAGCACCGGCGGCAGCAGCAGCGGCAGCAGCAGCAACAGCAGCAGGAAGCGCAACCCUCAGGUCCUUUUCUUCAAAAAAAUAUCCACAAAAAACAAAUAUACAGAUGUACGCGCGAGGCCGCAUGCAAAUGUCACUUUGUGGGGUCCACAGCAGCAAGCCCCGACAGCAGCAGCAGCGGCAGCAGCAACUGCUGCCGUAGCACCUGGGAUCAAGCCUGCCUUCAGAGAAAGCAGCGGCCUCUCGACGGGGCGCCAAAUGGCAGAUAAGCCCCAGAUAAGGCGGCGCUACGCCGACAGCCAGGCGGGCGGCUUGCAGCCCCGUCGAGGCUUUCCUGAUGCUGCAGACUUGCAGCCGCAGCAGCAGCAGCAGCAGCAGCUGCAGCAACCAGUGGAGCAGCAGCAACAGCUAUUCCAGCAGCAAAGCCCUGGACAGGUUCCGGAGCCUCAGCAGCAGCCGAUUUACGGAAAUGUGUCGGCAGCAGGGCCUCCGCAGCAACAGGUGUAUGCGCCUCAGCAGCAGCAGCAGCCAUUCAGGCAGCAGCAGCCGCAGCAGAUCUAUGGGCAGCAGCAGCAAUUCAGGCAGCAGCAGCAGCAGGCCUAUGGGCAGCAGCAGCAGCAGCAUCCGCAGCAGCCGUACGGGUGUGACGCUGGAGACGCCAAGGGCGGCUCCAUGAGACUCUCGGGGGGCCGUGUGCUUCCUGGGUCGCAGCAGUUUCAGCAGCAGCAGCAGCAGCAGCAGCCGCUGCAGCCGCCGCUGCAGCAGCAGCAGCAGCUGCCGCAGCAGCACAGGGCCCCCUACGGGCAGCAGCCCCAGCCCUACCCUCAGCAGCAGCAUUACCAGCAGCAGCUGCAGCAGCAGCCCUACUACGCGGUGGGGGGCCCCGUGGAGAGGCCCAGGGCCCCCCAAGUCCGGGGGCCCCCCGUGAGGCCCCCGGGGGGCCCCCUAGAGGGCCCCCAGGCAGCAGAUGGGUCAUAUUACUAUGGGGCAAACAAGGGAGACUUUCAGCGCAAUGAGGCCCCUCUAGCCGGUGCUGCUGCGCAGUACGAGGCCCAUGGGGGCUUCCCGGGGGGCCCCAUGGGGGGCCCCAUGGGGGCCCCUAUGGGGGGCCCCAUGGGGGGCCAAGCAGGGACCCUUAGUGGGGGCCCCAUGGGGGGCCCCAUGGGGGGCGACGGGCAGCAGGGCCCCCGUGGUGGAGGUUUGUUUUCGUUGAAGAGUGUACUGCGUCUCUUCAGUGCGCAGCAGCAGGAGCCAGACACAGCAGCAGCAGCAGCAGCAGCAGCAGCAGGGCCCCAAGACGAGCCAGAAGACCCGUUUGAAAAUGAGCCGCCGCUGCUGGAAGAGUUGGGGAUAAACCCUCAAGACAUUUGGCGACGCAUGAAGGCUGUUUUGCUCUUUAGCAAAGCCGACCACGAGCUGCUCAAGGACAGCGAUUUGUGCGGCCCCCUUUUGAUUGCCAUAUUUCUCGCAGUUCUUCUUUUCCUAGCUGGCAAGGCGACGUUCGGGUGUCUGUACGGCAUGAGCAUCAUAGGGUCCAUUUCCACUUAUUUGCUGCUCAAUUUAAUGUCAAGAGGGGAAGGCAUCGACAUAUACCGCACAGCUUCGAUCUUGGGCUAUUCUUUGAUUCCCGUGACAGCAGUUGCGCUGGCCACUCUCUUCAUCAAAAGAAAUGUUUUAAUUCGCUGCGCUGCUGCUGCUCUGGGGGUCGGCUGGGCCACUUACACGGCCUCUGCGUUCUUCGAAGCGGCGCUGCGUUUGGAAGAGCAGCGGGUCUUGGUAGGGUAUCCGAUUUUUUUACUGUACGCCUCCUUCACCAUCCUCACCCUCUUUUAG
Eimeria tenella is the source of this 2796-nucleotide messenger RNA. RefSeq names its product yip1 domain-containing protein, putative. Bases 1 to 2796 code for a protein of 931 amino acids. Gene Ontology annotation, biological process: endoplasmic reticulum to Golgi vesicle-mediated transport; vesicle fusion with Golgi apparatus. The transcript has 10 exons. NCBI's taxonomy places the organism in Eukaryota, Apicomplexa, Conoidasida, Eucoccidiorida, Eimeriidae. The record is from RefSeq and is a predicted model, not a curated record. Gene Ontology annotation, cellular component: trans-Golgi network.